AGGAACGGGAAGUGGUUUCCUGAGACCGAAGUCUAUGUGAUCAAAUGAGACACCUGAACCAAUCAAUGGAACGAGGCUUGACCGGUGAAGAAGCACAUCGAUAUUUAGUUCCCAGCUGAGAAUGUCAACUAUUUUCGUCUGUUAAAGACCUUUCUCAUGUCUUCUAUCGUCUGGUAAUAUCUUCAUGCCCCAAACCCUUCCAUCAUGACUUCUCCUCCAGCAUCACCGGUUGAGAAGGAGUUCUCCAGCCCUUGUGCACGGUACUCCAAUGCGUCUUCAUCAUCCACUCUCCGUUCCAGUACAACUCUAAACUCGCUGCGACACGUAGCAAACAGCUUCGGACUGUUGCUACCGAGAGAGAAGCCAGCCGAUGUAGAACAGCAGGCUAAGCCUGAGCCUGCUGUUGGCGAGGACAAAGAUGAUGAAGAAGAUGAUGGGCCUACCUUCUCACCCGGUGGGUCAGGCCCGUAUCCAACCAAAGUACGAACACUCGAAAAAUGUCCGAACGGCUACGCACGGCUCGCAGCCUUCAAUUCAAGUGAACAAAACUUCAUGCUCUACCGUGGCUUCAGCAACGUCCAUGCACGCCUCCUCCUAAGCCUCCAAGCCAGCAUUCAGAUGCUCGAAGCCGAGCUAGACGACAUUGACCGCUUCCACGACACCCUUCCCGAGGCCUCUAAGAAGCGCCUGCGGUCCUGGGAUCUCGACGUCGCAGCCUGCAGACAAGAGAAAGAAGAAGCAAAAGAAGACGGAGACGAAGACGAAGUUCGAACGCGAGAAGAUAUCCUAGAGGAACUGAGAAUCAAAGUGAACCAAUAUGACGAGCUACUGAUCAAAGCAAGAGAGCUCGUCUCUUUCCAACGACCGACCGAGCGUGAUUACCGAAGCGUGAGGAACUGGUUCCACAAUAUUGCGCCCCUCGUAGACGAGGAGCAAGAUUACAUACUCUGGAAAGAGGAUAUCGUAACGCUCAGACAUGGGAGGGAGUGGGCGGGUUUCGACGGUAUGGUCGAAGCGAUGUUGCAUAAGAUGGAUUGCCCACUCAUUCAGCGGCUCUUCCGGACCGAUGAUCAGAGGCGCAAAUCCACGGACAAGAGGAAUUACUACUUUGCUCCUUCGAGGGUGUCGACGCUGGUCAAUCUCUUCAUUACUAUUGCACUUUUCUUGCUACUGGUAGCUCCAGUGUUGGCGAUGUAUCGUCUCUCCACUAUCAAGACGACGGAGUGCGUAUUUGCGGCUAUUGGAAUUUUGAUGGUUUUCACGCUGCUGUUUGCUGCAGCUAUGUCGCUGCUCACGAAGGCGAAGAGGCAUGAGUUGUUUGCUGCAGCUGCAGCGUAUUGUGCCGUCUUGGUGGUUUUUGUUGGGUCCACUAACUUCAAUUGACUGCGUAGUGGUGGUAUGCGUAUGCGCACCGAAUGCUGGACCAUAGACCCCACCCCUAUGGACGGCGCCGUAGGCAGCGAAGUCAUCAAGAGAAGAGAUCUUUGGAGCGGGUUUCC
This is a messenger RNA of Alternaria rosae, 1499 nucleotides long. RefSeq lists its product as uncharacterized. The transcript has 2 exons. NCBI's taxonomy places the organism in Eukaryota, Fungi, Ascomycota, Dothideomycetes, Pleosporales, Pleosporaceae. Bases 205 to 1383 code for a protein of 392 amino acids. The record is from RefSeq and is a predicted model, not a curated record.